GGGAUCUACAGCAGCUAGAGCCGCGCGGAGGGGCACCGUCAACCCAGCCAGGAGGACCGGACUCUUCCCGUGACACAUUGACACAGAAACAAACCCCAAACACAUCAUCUGAGGCGAUCUGCCGGAGAGGCUCGCAGCGUGUUAUUUAUUUAUAUCGCGAGAGGCUCGGCUCAGCCGCGGCGGACGAGCUGCGUCUUCACGCGGAGAGCUCGGACUUCUGUGGGGGGGAAACACAGGCGAAAACACUCCUGAUCAAGUCUUUUAUUUCCUCCGUGUGUGUUUUUUUUUGUCCUUCCUGCUGGAAGCGUGGACUGAGUUUCGAGGAUGAGAGAUUUGUGAUCGAGGCUUUGAGCUUGUUUUACUGGAUUUAUUUCGCUGUGGAGGAAAAAGAGAUCGGUGCGCAAAAACAGCCGAGGUCUUCCUCCUGUCCUCUCUCCUCUCCCUCCCUCUAUCUCUCCAUCUAUCAAUCUGUCCAUCCUCUAUCUUUCUAUCUCUCCAUUUGUUUCCAUGUUUUUAGGUCCGUGCGAUUUUGCUAAAAUGCAUCAUCAACAGCGGAUGGCAGCUUUGGGAACAGACAAGGAACUGAGUGACUUACUGGAUUUCAGCGCGAUGCGAAACAGCGAUUUGAAAAUGUUCCCAACAUCCAUGAUGUUUUCCCCUCCUGUUAGCAGUGGAAAGAACGGGCCGACCUCCCUGGGGAGCGGACAUUUCUCCGGCUCAAAUAUGGAGGAGAGAACGAGUGCAGGGUCAUGGGCAAGUGGAAGCCGUUCUUCCAAGAGUUAUGCAGAAGGGUCUCAGUACAUGGCGUCACAUGACAGCCUCUCACCGCCCUACGCCAACUCCAGGCUUGCAGGAAAAACAGAGAGGAAUUCGUACUCAUACGGCAGAGAGUCCAACCCACACUGUCACCAGUCCAUACUGGGAGGUGAGUUGGGAAUGGGGAGUCCCGGCGCGGCGUCUCCCACCAAACCAGCAGGUCAGUACUACCAGCACUACGGCUCCAACCCGAGGAGGAGAGCGCUGCCUAUGGACAACAUGGACGUUCACACAAAAAAAGUGCGGAAGGUCCCUCCCGGCUUGCCGUCCUCAGUGUACGCUCCGUCUGCCAGUACAGCCGACUACAACAGGGAUUCACCGGGCUACCCCUCCUCCAAACCUCCCAGCUCUGGCUUCCCGAGCUCCUUCUUCAUGCCAGAUGGUCACCACAGCGGCGAUCCCUGGAGCAGCAGUAGUAGCAGUAUGAGCCAGCAGGGUUACCAUGGCAGCAUGCUGGGGGGCGGGAACUCGGCCCAUGGACCCUCACAGAGUUCGUCCUACUGCGGGAUCCACCCUCACGACAGAUUGAGUUACCCGUCACAUUCAUCUGCAGACAUCAGCUCCAGCCUUCCUCCUAUGUCCAGCUUCCACAGAGGAGGAGGGAGUGGCAGCGGGGGUAAUCACUAUAGCACCGCCUCUUGCACAGCCCCCACCAAUGGCACAGACAGCAUUAUGGCAAACAGAGCACAGAGCGCGGCAGCCAGCAGCUCUCAGACAGGAGACGCCUUAGGAAAAGCACUCGCAUCCAUCUACUCUCCAGACCACACAAACAACAGCUUCUCGUCCAAUCCCUCCACCCCUGUCGGCUCGCCUCCCUCCCUCACAGCUGCAAGUUCAGCUGUCUGGUCGAGGAACGGUGGACAGGGAGCGUCAUCGCCGAACUAUGAGGCUCCACUACACUCUCUGCAAAGUCGUAUCGAAGACCGACUGGAGCGUUUGGACGAUGCCAUCCACGUACUGCGGAGUCAUGCAGUAGGACCGUCGACGGGUAUGAGCAGCGGGCACGGAGACAUGCACAGCCUUAUAGGGGCGGCACACACGCACAAUGGAGCUAUGGGCGCUCUGAGCGGCGGUUACGGGACGGGCCUGCUGUCGGCUAACAGACACUCCCUCAUGGUCGGCUCUCACAGAGAAGACGGCAGUGGUGUUGGCGGUCUACGUGGCGGACACUCAAUGGGCGGUCAGGUGUCGGUGCCUCAGCUUCCUGUUCAGUCGGCCACCUCACCGGACCUCAACCAGUCUGACCCGUACAGAGCUCUGUCUGGAGGCCUCCAGGGUCAGAGCACCUCCUCAGUCAGCUCUGAGAUCAAGUCUGAAGACGAGGGUGAUGAGAACCUCCUGCAGGAAUCCAAACCUCUGGACCCCAAAAAGGAGGACCCGGACAGCAAGGACCUGAAGUCUAUUGAGAGCAACAACGAUGAUGAGGACCUGUCUCCAGAGCAGAAGAUGGAGAGAGAGAGGGAACGGAGGAUGGCUAACAAUGCACGAGAGCGUCUGCGUGUGCGGGACAUCAAUGAGGCAUUUAAAGAGCUUGGCAGGAUGGUCCAGAUGCACCUGAAGAGUGACAAACCUCAGACCAAGUUACUGAUCCUGCACCAGGCCGUCGCAGUCAUCCUCAGUCUGGAGCAACAAGUCAGAGAGAGAAACCUGAACCCCAAGGCGGCCUGUCUGAAGCGUCGUGAGGAGGAGAAGGUCACCGUGUCAUCGGAAGGGGCUCCCCUCUCAUUGGCUGCUCACCACGCUGCCGCUGCUGCCAUGGGCGACGGGUCGAACCCUAUGGGACAAAUGUAAAACGCAGCACCAUCUCCUCCCCCCCUGAAUGGUCCAAGGUGCCAGAGUUCAUCAAGAUGAUGAGUGAUCACUUCCUCUGACGGCGCUCCCAAUGACUUCCUGGCAAUUGAUCAAACAUCUUGUUGCUUCGGCCUGACAAAUCGGAUUCUCUGGAAUUUCAGCCUGACCAAUCAGAUCAGCCUCUCUCGCCUUUCCUCUGUCGCCUUCGAUCCUCCCCUUCACCUCCGUCUCCCUCUUCUGUCGAGUACACAAACUGCAGUCACAUUAGUCGCUUUGGUCACUUUGUAUUUCCAGCUGAAGUGAACUGGAUGCUUCUUUGUGGAGAUGAUAAAACAGCCGAUGAAUACAGCUACUACAAAGUGGCAGUCUGUGGGAGUUUUUGGACAAAAUGGACAAUAGUCUUUGGAAUCACAUCAUUCGAGAAAUUCUUCGUCUUGAACUACUUGUUUUAUCAGCAUUCCCUGUUUUAAGGAACAAAAGGGUUCUAUAUAUAGUAUAUAUAUAUGAGAAAGGAAAAAAAUGACAAAAACUUGUUGAAAAAGUGCAACUGGACACAAGCAGUAAGGAGGGUACGGGUUUGGGAGAGCUGUUCAGAAUGGAACAAAACAUAUCACAAAGUGUUUAAAGAGAUUUUUUGUCUAAAAAAAACAACAUUGAGCAGCUGAUGUUGAAUCCAGCUUCAGUGCGUCUCUGACUGAAUGGCAAUCUAACGCCACACUGUGGAUGAAGCUGUGCCUGAUCUCCUUUUGGAUGCAACCAGUCAGAUAGAUACACAUGGAAGUAAAGACAACUGAAAAUAUGAAGAAAACUUGAAAAUUCCAGGAAGUAUCACACAACCCCCACUCACACGCCCCCUUGCGAGCCCCAUUUAAAAGUACAGUUCUAGUAGAAUUUUAGGGGCUGUUGCAGCCCUAGGAUCCUGAUGAGGCAAGUGAGCUGGACGAUCAUGGUCCUAGAAAGAAGCAAAACUUAACAAUUAAAAUGGGGCAACAUGUUUGUCCGCUUCAAAUGCAUUCCCUUGUAAACACUGCAAAAAUGUAGUUUACAUCACCAAUGUUAAAACCCAUAUUGAUCAUGUUUCUUUAGCUCAGAAGCGUUUGAGGUUCAACACAAAUACAAAAUCUUGGACUGUCAUAACUAAAUCACCCAUGUGUAUCUACUGAGAGGGAGAGAAAACCUGGAGAAUCAAUCAUUGAAUCAGUAAAUCAAUCAAACAGUGAGCGACUCCAACGGGACUGGGGUGUUAGAGGAAUUACCAACAGAAAGAAUCAUGCUACAAUAGAAAGUGUUCCUCUAAAUGCAUUAGAAAGGAAAGGCUUUUCCUGGCACCAUCAAUAGAGGUUGUUGCUUUGGUGUGAAUCAGUCUUUAGACAAAUAUUCAUCAGUAUGGGUAGAGCUGGCUGAGCCUGAAAUGCUGAAAUCCAUGGAUUACUGGACAGAUGGUUGGGAGGAUGGACAGAUGAUAGAAAUGAUAGAUGGAUGGAUUGCUGGAUAAGAGGGAGGAGGGUUUGACUGAGCACUGAGGUGAAUUCUGUUCUGCAAUUGGAGCCUUUUCUAAAUCAUGAUUGCCUGACUUGAUCGGGUGCUACUGAAAACCUGAACCGAGAGAGUACAAAAGACUGAACAUGCCAACAUUCAGUGGGUAGAGUUAGAAGCAUGGAGACAAAACAGAGAUCCAGAGGUCUAACAGUAAGAAAGUUGCAAGGGAACAAUCAUUGGGUUGUGCGGGGGUAUUAUUUUCCGUUAGGGGCCAAAAAUCACUAGUCCAAGCAUUCCUAUAAUUAGUUCAUUGCUUUCCCUAAUUCCUGGAUUAGGUCCAUUAUAACCCUAAACCUUGAACCUGACUUAACUUCCUCCUCGUGCCAACCAUGUGGGAUUAUCUGAUUGAAAAUGUUGGGUUGUCCUUUGCUGGGACCAUUAGCUGCUUCAAAUUUCCAUUGAUUGCAUUGGUUUGCGUGAUGAUGUUGCAGUGAUUCAAGGCUUAGGUUUGAGCACUCUCUAUUGUUGUUCAAGUCGGAAACAGUACUAUCCAUAAUCAAAAGAAACAGCAGUAUUUAAGAGUUGGGGAACUAUAUGUAUUAGAUUGCCACAGUAUUGGGUCAAGGCUUUCAGCUGAGAGAAUGUGCCUGAGGACCAAAUUUGAGCAGUGUUUUGCUCAUAAAUUGCACACUAACUGCCAGUUUAGACAAGGUUUUAGGAUUUGGCUAAUUUGGUCUUGGGGUCCGCUGAGGUUAGCAGCAAUCAGAUUCUUUGGGUCACAACAAAGCCACAACAAAACAAAGUUGUCUGGCAACUAGAUAGGCCAGAUAUAGGGCCCAGAUAGUUUGAUUAUCAUGGGGCGUUUUCACACCUAACCUGUUUGGUUUGAUUAAAGCAAACCCAAGGCUGUUUAUCAAGUUGGUGCGAUCAGUUUGCACUAGUGCAAACGCUGUCCAUAGAACCCUGGUGUGCACCUAACAUCUGCACUAAGACCAUUUGAGAAAGUUGGCAUCUUUGCACUCGUUUGUAGUCAGAACAUGGACUGAUCUCUAUCCUACCCAACUGCAUUUUUCUAAGGAUUUAACCAGCUACUGUAACCAGUCAAACAUGCAUUAAAAACUGCAGGCAUUCCUGACAGAUCUUCAGAAACGGAUUCAUUGGAUGAGCUGGUCACGGUUCAGGAGGAUAACAUGGUCCAUCUCCUUGAAGUCUUCGGGGAUUCCAGUACAGCAUACCUUUUUUGAGCUAUUUGCACUUAAUUUUCAAACUGUAUCACCCACCUACAAUAAUAAAUUCUGACAGUAUAAAAAACAAUGGCCAGAGCUUACAUCAAUUCAUGUAGUUGUGUGAAUCAGCUAGAAUAUUUCAUACAAGAAAUCACAUACAUAAAUUUAUCCAUGAUUUGGACCAGAUCAAACAAACUGUAGGUGUGAAAAUGCACUUUGUUUCCCUACUUAGUAAUCUGGUGGGAGUUUUUGGAGAAAUGUCAGGGUUUAGAACAAGGUUUGACGAGUUUACAGGGCAAUUAAAGAACCAAGACAAAAACAGCCAAACUCUGUAGCAUUGCUAUGCAUUGAGGUUGGGUCUCCUGCGACAGAUGAUGGUCACUGGAAUCGCUGCAAGACUGUCCGUUGUUUUUCUGCUGUCAUCUUUGAACCUUGUCCCAGUUUAAACCCUCCAAUAGCCAGACCAGCGUUUGAUCCCCAGUCCUAGUGCUGUCUUCUCUGUUAGCCCUAGCCUUAUGAGCCCUAAACCAGAGCCCUAGCCCCUCUCCCCAGCCUCUUGCCCCCCCCAAGUGGUCCCACAGAUGCAAUUUGAACAUUCACAAUUCUACCAAUGUGCCUUUUUAGAGUUCAUAUCAUUCGAGUUGCCAGAGGAGGACAUUUACCUGGUCUUUUAAUAGGAUGCAAGCUUAGGGAAACCUGUUCUUAUUCGUUAGGUUCUAUGCAGUCAGGUUUUUUACCAGACCUGGGAAUUUAAAAAAAGCUAAAAAGGAAAAAAAAGUAUUUUUUGGAUAAAAAAAAAACUAAACUGUAUUUAAUGUACUGUACGCUUAUAUGUAAGUAGACUGCGUGUUCUGGCUUUGAGCCAGCGAGACAGACGCUUGAUUUAGCAAGACAAGUCCCCGUCCCAGUCCUUUUCCGUCCCCUCGAGUCCUCCAUAAUCCCCAUCCCUUCCUGUUCCAAGCCCCAGCCCUGUUUCCAUGGUGAACAACGCGUCUCUUCUUGUAUUAUAGCUUAUCAGCUUUUUAUCAAUAUUUGACCGGCUUGUCCGUAAGCCAAUGUAGUCUUCAGUACAAAGUGUGUGGUCGUAUGUUGUAAAACAGAUUUUCUUUCUCUCUCUCUCUCUCUCUUUUAUAAGAAGAAUCUUUUCUCUGAUUACUUUUUCUUUGUCUGUUCUGGUUUACAUGUCUAUUAUAGAAAAUGUAAAAAACAAAACAAAAACAAAAAGAAGAAAAGAACACAAUUCACCAUCUGACAGCAUUGCUUUCUGUCGGUGGUCAUUUUGACGCGGUUAAACUCUUACCCAAUCAACAGGAAGGCACGGAAACUGGAAAAGAAUCUAUUUGAAUAAAUCAAUCUAUAUAUAAAUGUACAAAAAAAUAUAUACGAUAUAUAAGGAGGGUGCCAUUCUCUGUUAUUUUUUCAUUUCUGUUACAAAGGAGUGUUUUCUUGGCGAGGAAUUAUUUUCUCAAAGACUGAACUGGCAGAAGCUGGCGAGGCCCCUCAGUGUUAAAAGUUUUCAACUGACUUUGUUGUGUUCUUUGUUGUUGCCAUGAAAACACCCUCAGACUAGUACGGCACCCUGCGCAGGACAAAAUGGGACCGAAGUUCCAUCAGCUCCUUUCACUGCUAUCUAUCGAAGGCAACAACUCACAGACGUUUGUAAAUUGUAUGCAACAAAAUGGCAAACUUUACCAUUAUUUUAAAAUUGUGUAUGUAAAAGUUAUAUUUUUACAUGUAGACUGUUGUUAUUUUGUGUUUUAGAAAUAUGUUGUAUUGGUUUUUUUGUUAAAAGAUGAAAAAGUAAAAAUUCAGUGUGUGUUGAAAAAAUGUGUCACAUUGAAAAUGUAGUGAGGUCAAAAGUUUGGAUCAUUUUCUUUUUUUUCCAACAUUACGUUUAUUAUCCGUGGGGAACAUUUUUAAAGGUUUGUGGGAGGAAUCAGAAAUCAUAAAUGAUAUAUGAUAUUUGUCUAAUUCUCCAUGCCUCAUGACAUUACCAUUUUUAAUUGUAUUUUUUGCAGAGAAAUGUGUAAAUAGUCCUAAAACAUUUUCUGUGGGGUUUCCGUGGGGUGAGGACUUGCCAGUGAGAGGUGAUGAUGAUGAACUUGUUUUGAUUUUUUGUGGAGUUAUAUUUGUCCGCUUACAGUAGCCAGGUGCCAACUUUUAGUUUUGGUCAGUGGUGCUCAGUGCUGUAUGUGGUUUUAGUUGCAGACCAUCUAAAGUGUUAGUCAAAUUAUUGCCUUCUCUUGCACCAAGAAUCACUCGUGUCAGAGUCGGCCAGAGCCAUUACUUUACCACCGUGAUCAUUUUCUUUUUUUUAUUUCUUUAUUGCCAAAAAUUACUUAGAUAUGAUCCUGCACAAUGUAUUUUAAGAUUUGAUAUUUGCCGUUUUGAAAAAAAUGAGUAUAUGAUGUUUUUAGAGGAAUAUUAUCAUGGUAAACCCCCUUGAAGACUGUACUGGAUUGCAAGAAGGCAUGGAAAUGGUUCGAUGUAUUUGUCAAACUACAGGAAGUAUUGGAUGUUAGGCUGGCUACACACUAGAUGAUUUUCAAAUUUUUAUCAACUAGAAAAAUAGAGGAGUUCUCAGACAUUUGGACAGUUUCAACUGAUCUUAACAUUAAAAUCUUCUAACCACACACACUAGUCGAUUCCAUUUGCUGUACAGAUUUUAUAGUGGCAAUUCCACAGUAAUGAGAUCUCACAGAAACUUGCGAUCAAAUGUGACUGCAGAAAAAACCCCAGUGUGGAGGAGGGUAGACUUCAUUAGCUAGCUCACCAUUGGCUAUAGGUUGCAGAUGACAUUAAAUCACAGCUAAGGUCUGUAGAUGGUGGGCAGGAAGUGAUUUCAGCAUAGAGAAGUGCUAUAGAAAAGCCAAUGUUUUGUGCUGUUUAUAACUUGGCCCACCUUUUAAAUUGAGGGGAAUCAUUUGAGCUAUUUUUGAAUCCAGAAGCUGAGACAAAGGCAAAAAGUAGUCCUCUGUUGAAAGCCUGGAUGAACAGUGCCAGUCAUUGAUCUCAUAUGGUCCACCACAUUUUCCACCAUGUGGUUUGGUUUGCUUCAGUACAGUUUUGCGUGGCAAACCCUGAUCUUGCUUGUGUUUCUACAGCGUCCAGCCUUGCUUGUUGCAAUGUACAAUCUGUCUCGUUUAAGAUAUCUUGAUUAUGUGGCCUAGCUUGGAUAGUAGAUAGUUGAGGGGUUAAAUCAGAUAUAAAAUCAUCCAAUGUGUAGCCAACUUUACUGAGGUACCCUAAUCAAAUUAGUGUCUGGCUCCCCCGGAUGGCUCUGACUCCUGUGUGUUUUGUCAAGAUGGGCUGUAAAUGUUUAUAAAAUGAAAGACCUUCAGCACCUAAUUCAAAAAUAAUUAUGAACUUUUUUAGUAAAAGAUUGGAGCGUUGCUAAUGUAAAAGGUCAAGUCGUCAGCAUACAAUCUUAUCAGCUAUUCCCCAAAAAGAUUUCAGAUAAUGUGCAAGGCAGUUUCAGUCAUUUGUUUUAGUGUUUACCAUUAAAAUUGAGCUUUUCAUCAAAAGAAAAAGCUGCUUUUAAUCGGACCUAGGUUAAACACUAGCAUUGAACCUGUCAGUGUAAGUGCUAAAUGUAUUUUUUAAGUAAUGUUAUUUUUUCGAUGCUUUAUUUCAUAUUUUUUCUUUGUUGUAUAACCAAGUCAUCUCCCAAUACAGUAUCUUCAUUUUUUAUGUUACCCCUGAUGUUUCUAUUAGCCAAAAUGUUAACUUUUUCUUUUCCCUCCUUGUUGUACAUACACACCUCAUUUCUCUUUUUUCAGUGACUGUGCCAUGAGCUUUGUAAUCUGUUACUCUGUACCAGUUUUACUGCAAUAAUGAGUUGAAUUCAAAUGGC
Cheilinus undulatus (humphead wrasse) is the source of this 9165-nucleotide messenger RNA. Its product is annotated as transcription factor 4-like. The transcript has 20 exons. Bases 508 to 2607 code for a protein of 699 amino acids. The record is from RefSeq and is a predicted model, not a curated record. Gene Ontology annotation, biological process: regulation of transcription by RNA polymerase II. Gene Ontology annotation, molecular function: RNA polymerase II cis-regulatory region sequence-specific DNA binding; DNA-binding transcription factor activity, RNA polymerase II-specific; protein dimerization activity. Lineage: Eukaryota; Metazoa; Chordata; Actinopteri; Labriformes; Labridae. Gene Ontology annotation, cellular component: transcription regulator complex.